GGAUUUCAGUGUAUAUCCAAGUGGGAACAGGCCAGUAGACAACGAAUACGACCACCAAUGCUGACAGAAGCUUUGCAAACCAACGUUUCAACAGUGCCAUUUUUCAAGUGUAUAAAAAAAAAAUAACACGGAUUCAAAUAAUUCAUAAAUUGUGAAUUUAAAACUGUUUUUUAACAAAACCAAGUGAAGUGUAGUGUGUGUUAUUUUUCAUGAAAAGUGUAAUUCAAAACGUGCCUAGGUGUGACUGCGCAGACGCAAUGUAAAUUAAGCCUUUAACUAAAUGGGCAAAAAGGAGUGAUUUGAAAACAAAAUAAUGUUGUGAAAUAAAAUAAGAUUAAGAGAAAAGAAAAAAAAGGAAGCUAACAAAAAUCAUGACGGACGUAAAGCAAAUUGAGAUUUCACAAUCUCAACCACAACAACAGCAGCAACAACAACAACAACAAGCUCAACAGCAACAACAAAUGAUGAUUGUGACACAUGAGAUGCAACAACAAAAUGUACAGCAACAACAUGUUCAACAGCAAUCACAAGCUGUUCAACAACAACAACAGCAAGUACAGCAACAACAACAAAAUCAACAAGUUCAACAAGUACAACAAGUCCAGCAAGUGCAACAGCAACAAGUACAACAACAACAACAGCAAGUUCAGCAACAACAACAAAUGCAAGUCCAACAAGUUCAGCAAGUUCAACAGCAGCAAGUGCAACAACAAAUGCAAGUUCAACAGCAAGUACAACAACAGCAACAACAAAAUCAACAACAACAACAGCAAACCAAUGGACAACACAAUGUUGUACCAACACAAGUGCAAGUUCAACCUCAAGUUGCUGCUAUUAUGCCACAACAACAGCAGGGCGGAACAACAAUUACAACAAUGGCUGCCCAUCCACAAGCUGUUCAAGUUAUUCAACAACCAAUUCAAAGUCAAGCCUAUCAUUUGCAACAACUCUACAAUACUCAAGGUGCACCUUUAAUAAUGCCAGGAAAUUUAGCCCUUCAUCCUGCUGGAAUUAAUCCAUCCUCUAUUCAGGUGAUAACUGCCGGUAAACCAUUUCCAUCGGCAACGCAAUUAACACCUCAUAUGCUAACUACAGCGUCCAAUCCUGGACAAGCUGGUGGUCAUCCUGGAACUGGUGGAACUAAAGUUCAAGGAUUUCUAACUGGCUAUUUACCAGUGCCAACAUCGACUGCUGGAAGUGGACAAACCGUUGUAUUUGGUCAUCAUGGAGUUCUUGGCUCACCGCAACCACCACAAUCAAUGCAACAGCAACAACAACAAUCAAACAAUAAGCAGGAUCAAGUACAAAAAUACACUGCCUGUGCACCUGGAACGCCUUCAGGUGGAAGAGGUGGUGGAAUGCAAUUUGCACCCUGGCAAUUUGCACCACAAGUUGCCUGGACGGGUUUACAAUCUCCAACAACUCUCUUGACUGCAGGACCAAAUCAAAUAUUCAUCCGUGGUCCAACUCAACAGGAUAUGUUCAUUCAAAAUCCCCAACCAAUUCAAGCUCACAAUGCUUUAGCAGCACAACAACAAAUUCAAGGCAUGCAACAAAUUACAACUGCAAGCGGUAAGCCAAGAGUAAUGGAAAUUCAACAGCAACCACAACAACAAGGAAAACCAAGUUCAAGUGGACAAAGACCAUUGAGUAUUCUUCCAUCCUCUCUACAAGGAUUACAAGCAGCCAAUAUCCGUCCCGCGAGUUCCGUUUCAACUCAAACAGUUCACGGAGUUCAAACAACGACUGGCAAAGGAGGUGGAGGUGCUGGUAAAGGCCGUGGUAAGCCAGUGGUUCGCACAAGUCCCGGUCCAAAUGCGGCAAUAGCAGCAACAAAAACCGAUGCGGCUAAUCAAACUAAAUCCAAUGUACAUCAUGCAACAAUGAUAAUGCAACAACAACCUGUCGUGAGCAAUAGUGGCGUCAAUAAAAUACUUAUAACUGCAAAUACGUCCGUUGCUACUUCUGCGCAACCACCUGGCUCACCCAUGUCCACUGGUGAUAAACAAAAUUUCGGACCUCAAAACAAAACAAUUAUGCAAUCACAACAACAGACACAGCAGCAAGUACAACAAACAAUGCAACAGCAACAUCAACAGGUCUUCAUUCAACAGAUGCAACAUAUUCAACAGCAGCAGCUUCAACAACAGUAUCAACAACAGCAAUCAUCACAGCAACAAAUACAACCCAAACCAAUGAUGAGCGGUAUGGCCUUGCAGCAACAACAGCAUCAUCAGCAACAAACGAACGUUGUACUAGGAGGGGAACGACCAAUAAUGCCCGUUGUCUCAAUGAGUGGAGUUGGAGUUGCAACGACUCUACAGAUGAAUCAAGUACCUCAAUCACCAAUGACAACUGUUCAACAACUACAAUUACCGCAAACAAUUAAUCCUGCAAUGAUGACGAAUCAUUUGGUCAAUGGAACAACUCAAGUACAUACAAUGCCAAUGGUAACACAGUCUGUUGAACAACCUCAACAUCAACAACAACAACAGCAACAACAACCAACACCUCAACAACAGGAUAUUACAACAUCUCAAAUUGUCGUCACUGCUCUAGAUCGUAAUCAACAGACGGAUACAAAUAUUCAGACAAUAAAUAUACCAAUUUCCAAUGAAGAUCCCCUAAAGUCAACACCAAAAAAGAAUGAUAUUUUACAAACUGAAGAAGCACCAACACCAAUGGAUACUUCAGAUAUAGAUCAGAAUAAAAUGAUUAUGAAGGAAGAAUUAGAAAAUGCAACAGGAAAAUUAGAUGAUAAAUUAAGUAAUAAUCCAUUGGCUGGUUUAGCAAGUGCUGUGAAUUCGAUAACAAAUGGAAUAACCGGUAGUGAAGAAUCAACGGCUCCAAUAUCGUUACCAAUGAAUGUUAAUAGUAAACAAACGCCAUUAAAAGCAAUGGUGAAGCCUCAAGUACUCACACACGUUAUUGAAGGAUUUGUAAUUCAAGAAGCUUCUGAGCCUUUUGCUAUCAACCGGACAAAUCUCAACGGUUCUCUGAGUCAAGAUUCAAUUUCCAAUCGCAACAGUGAAAAGGAUGGUUAUGAGGAACCUCCAAGAAAGAAAGCAAAUUACACGAAUGAUGAAAAUAUGGACAAUAAUCAUAUUAACAAGUGUGAAGCAUGCGGGAAACAAAUGGAUGAACAAACUGGAAAACUCAGAAAAGACAAGAGAUUUUGCUCAUCGAUAUGUGCAAAGAGUUGUAAAAAACGAGAUCGUGACGCAGGAGAGAAACAAUGGACGGAAAUGGAAAUUGAUGCAAAAAAUAAUGAAAUGGAAGCACAAAAGAAAAGUGGCGAGGAUAAGUCAUUAACGACAAGUACAACUCCAAAUAUAGACGAUUCGCUACCAAAAAUAAAUCCUGUCAAGUGGACGGUAAACGAAGUUUGCGAUUUCAUUCGAAAUUUGCCAGGUUGUGCAGAUUAUGCGGAAGAUUUUGCUAUUCAAGAAAUUGACGGACAAGCACUAAUGUUACUAAAAGAAGAUCACCUAAUGUCAGCAAUGAGUAUUAAAUUGGGUCCAGCAUUGAAAAUAGUUGCAAAAAUUGAUUCAAUGAGAAUUGAUUCAAUGUCCAGUACAAGCCCCGUGUCGAGCAAUAAUAUUUAAAUUUUUUAUAAUUCAGGGAUAGUGCAAAAAAAGUCUUACAAAUUCUUAAAAAAAAAUGUUGUUAUAAAAUACAACAGGGUUCGAAGAUGUUCAGAUUGUUAAUAUUGUUAAUAUUUAUAAAAUUCAGUUGGAUUUUUAAUUUUAUUUAAAAAAAAAAUAUAUAUAUAUAUUUCGAGUGGAAUUUUUUAUUUUCUUGCAAAAACAUUUUUGGACCACAUUUUUCAAUAUAUUUUAAUAUGAUCAAUUGAUCACAACAAAUCUCGAGCAAAGAUAAACAAACAUAUCUGUGGUGAUUUAAGUUCGAGAUUUAAAAAAAAAAAAGAAAUGUAGAUAAAUAUAUAUAUAUAUGUCGAAGUGAAAAAUUAAAAAUAACUUCUGUGACUAUUGUGCGUGUAUAAGAAAUAUUUUUAAAGUCAACAACUUUAAAAUGUGCGCGUUAAAUUCGUUGGAUGCGAAAAGAACUGAGUUCUAAGUUUAAUUUUUAAGUUAACAUUAAAAUGUAAAUAUGAUAGAUAUGUUUAUUUAAAAACAAAAAAUUGAAAAUUUUAUAGAACACACACACACACACGAAUAUAGUCAAAGAUAGUAAGUCCUAUCUGUUUUCGUGAUAUACUUUUAAUUAAUGAAAAUGAUAUCGAAAAAAGGCAGCUGUUUCGAUUACUUUUUUCUCACUUUUAUUUUAACUAUUAAAAAACAAAUCUCAAUGCAUUUAGUGAUUCAGAUUAUCAAGAUAGUUAAAAACAAAAAAAAAAAAAAAAAAAGUACUGUCCUUGAUGUCUUUGUGAAUUCUUGUCAAUAGCAAUCUAAUAUAAAAUAACUAUUAAGCUUUCUUUUCAAAAUAAUGCCGAAUAUAUAUAUAUACAUAUACCUUUUAUACAAAAAUUGCGUAAAAGUUCGGUAAAAAAUUUAGAUGAUGAGAAAACACAUUUUUGUAAGUCUAUCUUGAAACCGUUACAUUGUACAUAAAAAAAAAAAUUGCGAUAUGUAAAUCCAUCAUCAUUUACAAACAUUACUCAGGGUCUACUGUUUUUUCUACACUCCUUUACACACAUCUACGUAUGCAUCAAUAAAUAUUUCUAAGUUUUUUUACAAAA
This is a messenger RNA of Leptopilina boulardi, 4699 nucleotides long. RefSeq names its product polyhomeotic-proximal chromatin protein-like. The record is from RefSeq and is a predicted model, not a curated record. The transcript is spliced from 14 exons. The coding region runs from base 372 to 3605 and encodes 1077 amino acids. Lineage: Eukaryota; Metazoa; Arthropoda; Insecta; Hymenoptera; Figitidae. Gene Ontology annotation, molecular function: protein binding.